This is a messenger RNA of Syzygium oleosum, 2670 nucleotides long. Its product is annotated as cell division cycle 20.1, cofactor of APC complex-like. The transcript is spliced from 7 exons. NCBI's taxonomy places the organism in Eukaryota, Viridiplantae, Streptophyta, Magnoliopsida, Myrtales, Myrtaceae. The coding region runs from base 401 to 1633 and encodes 410 amino acids. Gene Ontology annotation, biological process: positive regulation of ubiquitin protein ligase activity; anaphase-promoting complex-dependent catabolic process; positive regulation of anaphase-promoting complex-dependent catabolic process. The record is from RefSeq and is a predicted model, not a curated record. Gene Ontology annotation, cellular component: anaphase-promoting complex. Gene Ontology annotation, molecular function: ubiquitin ligase activator activity; anaphase-promoting complex binding; protein binding.
CCUGCGAACUAGCUCUCCCUUCUCAUUCUCAACCUCUCUGCUCUCGGAAAUCUCUCGCUCUCUCUCUCUGUGUCGGCGCCUCUGAUUUGAGGGCACAGCGAGACACAGUGACGACGACCCAUCAUCAACGCUCGGUCCUUCUUUGUGGGUCUUCUUCUCUCCUUUGAAAUUUCCCUUCUUCUUUUCUCUUUUGCAGGAUUUCGACCCAGCUCCUCUGCUGCCGGGACCAUGGCUUCACAGGGCGAGAAGGGUUCUCUGGAUCCUUACCAGGAAUACCUCCACCAGAAGAAUUCUCGAGAAAACGGCUUCUUACGACUUUUCUGUCGCCAUUCUCUUAUAACAUUCAUCGCAGACAGAGAGAAACCAUACGUUGGAUAGAUUCAUCCCGAACCGCUCAGCUAUGGACUUCGACUACGCUCGUUCCCUCUUCACUCUAGGGAAGAAGUGGAAGGAGAAGUCUGCCGUGAUGUCAACAUCAAGUGACGCGUACCAGAAAUUUCUCGCGGAUGCACUCGACAUGAACCGAUCCCGGAUCCUGGCAUUUAAGAACAAGCCGCCCACCCCGGUUGAGCUAAUCCCACAAAGCUGGCUCUCACCCGCGACUUCCCAGUCUAAAUCCACCAAGCCCAGUCGAUCGAUACCCAAGACGUGCCAGAGGAUGCUUGAAGCCCCUUAUAUAUUGGACGAUUAUUACUUGAACUUGCUGGACUGGGGUGCCAACAAUAUGGUAGCAAUUGCUCUUUCGCAGUCAGUGUACUUGUGGAAUGCCUCCGACGGCUCUGCUACAGAACUGGUGACCUUCAAUGAUGAGGAGGGUCCUGUCACGAGCGUGAGCUGGGCUCCUGAUGGUCAGAAUAUCGCCAUUGGCUUACAAAAUUCUCAUGUCCAGCUAUGGGAUUUCUCUGCUCAAAGACAGCUGAGAACUUUUAGAGGAUGCCAUCGACUCCGAGUUUGUUCCUUGGCCUGGAACAAUCACAUACUCACGACAGGAGGUAUGGAUUGUAAAAUCACUGACAAUGAUAUAAGAAUUAGAUCGCACAUAGUUGGAACCUACAGGGGGCACCGCCAAGAAGUUUGCGGGCUGAAGUGGUCGCCCUCAGGAAAACAGCUGGCUAGCGGAGGAAAGGAUAAUCUCCUCUACUUGUGGGAUAGGUCCAGAUCCUCUUUGAAUUCAGGCACUCAGUGGCUUCACAGGAUUGAAGACCACACGGCUGCUGUGAAAGCCCUUGCUUGGUGCCCGUUUCAGAGCAACUUACUGGCCUCGGGAGGGAGCGACAGGAGCAUAAAAUUUUGGAACACGUGCACGGGCGCGUGUCUGAAUUCAGUGGACACCGGUUCUCAGGUGUGCGCGCUGCUGUGGAGCAUGAGGGAGAGGGAAUUGCUAAGCUCUCACGGGCUUCCUGAGAACCAGCUCAUUCUUUGGAAGUAUCCAUCUAUGGGAACGAUGACAGAGUUGACUGGACACGCAUCUAGGGUUCUGUUCCUGGCACAGAGUCCGGAUGGAUGCACGGUGGCAUCUGCAGCAGCAGAUGAAAAAUUGAUGUUCUGGCGUGUAUUCGGGAUACCAGAAUUGGCUAAGCGGGCACCCAAAACCUCUUCUGAGCCAUUUGCCCAUUGGCACAGUAUCCGCUGAACUCUAACAGAUUGACUGGUGGUCAUAAUUUUGCCACUGCUGCCCAAGACCAGGCUAUUUGCUUAACCAACAUUGGAGAUGUGUUCUUUUGGAGCUGCAAGUUGAUAUUCAGACGGGAGAUUGUCGCGUAAGUGUAGCUGCAAACUGAUUGGCCAUAUAUAUUCAAUCUCAAAAUUGCUCUUUUUCUCCAUUUAAUGUCUGUCUCUUGUUUGGAUUGGCUGGAGACCACGUGGCAUGUGUGGAUGAUUGCAGUAACUCUUUCAAAGAAGGAACUGGACACAUCGGCUGUUGUUGAGUUCAUGGUGUUCUUCUCUUGUCAUUGAUUCUUCAUAUUGAGAGUUAGACAUAUUAAGAGCUUGGUGCUUUAUCCAUCAUAAGGCGCAAGUGCCCUCUAUUGCAGGUAUCAGCCUCCAUUGCCUGUUGAGAUGGUGAAGACAUCAUCAGAGCUUUAUUCUGAGGGAAGUACUUCAAGAAAUCAUUCUGUCGCUAUUGUCUACCAAUGACUGUUAUGUUGUUUCUCUAGGUUUCUUCUAAUUAUAUUCCUCAUUUAAAUAGGUAGAUCACCUAGUGGGCGAGGAAGAGGUCGCGGGGGCAGAGGAAGACCAAGAGCUAGAGGGAAUGGCUUUGUGAAUUCCGAGUAUAAUGAUGGAGGUUGGGGCUGCAACCAAGGUUAUGCUAGAGGUAGGGUCAAGGAAGAGGACAUGGUUUUUGUGGCUGCGGAAGGGGAGGAUAUAAUGGACCUCAUGCUGAUCCACGGCAAGACAGAGGAUACAAUCAAGAACCACCUGCUCAGGAGAGGAGGGUUUAAUUCGCUGAUGCCGGCGAAAACGAACAGAUAGCUCAAUUUAGAAGAAUUGAAGGUGUAAUUUUUCUUCUUUAUGGUUUGGUUUGAGCAUGGCACGCUCAUCGUUUUGUUUUACAGUUACUAGGUUUCCUCAAAGAAGGAAGUUUGUGGUUUUUACUAGAUGAUCUUGUAAUGCCAUCGAGGACUAUCUUAGCUAUUUCCUGUAUUAAAUGGUCUCUUUCAUUUUGUGAUA